Messenger RNA from Lepus europaeus (European hare), 2731 nucleotides. Its product is annotated as transmembrane protease serine 9-like. The coding region runs from base 130 to 2580 and encodes 816 amino acids. Lineage: Eukaryota; Metazoa; Chordata; Mammalia; Lagomorpha; Leporidae. Gene Ontology annotation, biological process: proteolysis. The transcript is spliced from 17 exons. The record is from RefSeq and is a predicted model, not a curated record. Gene Ontology annotation, molecular function: serine-type endopeptidase activity.
GCCUGGCCCAGCUCACUCCGGCUCUGGGCGGCUCUGUCCCACAGCACCCUGCAGGCCUGGCUCUCUGCCUCCCUCCCCUAACCGCAGAGGCCCCGGGCCAGGAGGCAGCGGGUCGCAGCCGGCACGGCCAUGAAGAAGCUGACGCUGGCGCUGAUCCUCCUGGCUGCAGCCUGGGCCGAGGAGCAGAACAAGGUGGUGCAUGGGGGGCCCUGUGAGAACGCCUCGCACCCCUUCCAGGCAGCGCUGUACACCUCGGGCCACCUGCUCUGCGGCGGGGUCCUCAUCCACCCGCUGUGGGUGCUCACGGCCGCCCACUGCAAGAAAGAGAAGCUCCAGGUCUACCUGGGCAAGCACAACCUUCAGCAGAGGGAGAAUUCGCAGGAGCAGAGCUCCGUCGUCCGCGCCGUGGUCCACCCGGGCUACGACGCCGCCACCCACGACCAGGACAUCAUGCUGCUGCGCCUGGCACGUCCGGCCAGGCUCUCGGAACACAUCCAGCCCCUGCCCCUGGAGAGGGACUGCUCGGCCACUCACACCAGCUGCCACAUCCUGGGCUGGGGCAAGACAGCCGACGGCGACUUCCCCGACACCAUCCAAUGUGCCUACAUCCAGCUGGUGCCCCGGGAGGAGUGUGAGCGCGCCUACCCGGGCCAGAUCACCCCGAACAUGCUGUGCGCUGGGGACCAGAAGUAUGGCAAGGACUCCUGCCAGGGGGACUCAGGGGGCCCGCUGGUGUGUGGAGACCGUCUGCGAGGCCUCGUGUCCUGGGGUAACGUCCCCUGUGGCUCCAAGGAGAAGCCGGGCGUCUACACCGACAUCUGCAGAUACAUCAGCUGGAUUCAAAGAACCAUUUACAUCCACUGUGCAGUGGCCAUGGCUCCUGCAGGAGGCCCCCGGGUGUGGCUGCUCAGUGCCCUGGCUGCAGCCUUGAUUCUGGGAGCUGCAGAGCUUGUUCUUGCAACCGAGGAAGUCUCCUGCGACAACCCCUCGGACCCGGGGCCGCCCGGGAGCGACCGGGACCUGGGAGCCGGGCCGCAGGAGGACGCCGGCUCUGACCGCAGCGGCAGCAGCAGCCGCAUCGUGAACGGGUCGGACUGCGAGAGGGACACGCAGCCGUGGCAGGGCGCGCUGCUGCUGGGGCCCGGGCAGCUGUACUGCGGGGCGGUGCUGGUGGCCCCGCAGUGGCUGCUCACGGCCGCCCACUGCAGGAAGCCCGUUUUCCGGGUCCGCCUGGGCCACCACUCCAUGUCACCCGUCUACGAAUCCGGGCAGCAGAUGUUCAAGGGAGUCAAGUCCAUCCCCCACCCCGGCUACUCCCACCCCGGUCACUCCAACGACCUCAUGCUCAUCAAAUUGAACCGCAAAGUCCGUGAGAGCCGCACGGUCAGGGCCAUCAACAUCUCCUCCUGCUGCCCCUCUGCUGGGACCCGCUGCACGGUGUCGGGCUGGGGGACCACCAACAACUCCCAGCAUGCCUUCCCCAAGGUCCUCCAGUGCUUGAAUAUCACCGUGCUGAGCGAGGAGCGGUGCAAGGAGGCCUACCCGGGGCAGAUAGACCACAGCAUGUUCUGCGCCGGCGACGAGGAGGGCAGGGACUCCUGUCAGGGCGACUCUGGGGGCCCCGUGGUGUGCGACGGCUUCCUGCAGGGCCUCGUGUCCUGGGGAGACUACCCCUGCGCCCAGCCCAACCGCCCGGGCGUCUACACCAACCUCUGUAAUUUCACCAAGUGGAUCCAAGACACCAUACGGAGGCACCAGGCUCCGCUCAGCUCCGCCGCAGAAGCCGAGAGCCGGGUGCCAGGUGCUGACGCGAUGGCCACGCUGGGACGUCCCUGGGGCUGGCUCCUGGGGUACCUGCUCGCCCUUGGUGUCACAGGUAUCUGUGCGUGUGCCACCGGAAGUCAGAUCAUCAACGGUGAGGACUGCCACCCGAACUCGCAGCCCUGGCAGGCCGCCCUGUUCGCCGACAACGAGUUCUUCUGCUCGGGGGUCCUGGUGCACCCGCAGUGGGUGCUGUCAGCCGCGCACUGCGUGCAGGAGGCCUACACCGUGGGGCUGGGCCUGCACAGCCUGGAGGCCGAGCGAGAGCCGGGCAGCCGGAUGAUGGAGGCCACACUGUCCAUCCAGCACCCGCAGUACAACAGCCCCUUCCUCGCCAACGACCUCAUGCUCAUCAAGCUGCAGCGGCCGGUGCUCCAGUCUCCCACCAUCCGCACCGUCGGGGUCGCCUCCCGGUGCCCGGCCGCGGGCGACUCCUGCCUUGUUUCGGGCUGGGGUUUGCAGCGGAACGGCAGGCUGCCCGGCGUGCUGCAGUGUGUGAACAUCUCACUGGUCUCCGAGGAGAUCUGCCGGUCCUUCUACGGCUCCGUGUACCACCCCAGCAUGCUGUGUGCGGGCGGGGGCCUGGACCACAAGGAUUCUUGCAAUGGUGACUCUGGGGGGCCCCUGAUCUGCAAUGGGUCCCUGCAGGGCCUGGUGUCAUUCGGCCAAGCCCAGUGCGGCCAGCCAGGCUUCCCAAGCGUCUACACCAACCUCCACAAGUUCAGAACCUGGAUAGAGGAAGUCAUCCGGACCAGCUAGCCACGGGGGCUGGGACCUGUGAUACCGACCCCCAGACACAGGCCGCGGAAGGAAUUCAGGGGGAUGCCCGCCCUGCCUCCCUCAGCCCGAGAGUCCACACCGCCAGGGCUCUGGUCCUGUGCACAGUGCCCCCUGGUGGCCCAGCGUCAGC